AUGACUUCAAGCGACGUCCGUGUAGCCAUCGAGGGCUGUGGACAUGGCACGCUCAAUGCCAUCUAUGCAGCAGUGGAGCGCUCAUGCCAGGAGCGAGGCUGGGAUGGAGUUGACCUGCUCAUCAUUGGCGGCGACUUCCAGGCUGUCCGCAAUGCGGCCGACCUCAACGUCAUGUCGGUGCCCUUAAAGUAUCGCGCUCUGGGCGACUUCCACGAGUACUACAGCGGCAGCCGAAAGGCGCCCUACCUGACCAUCUUUGUGGGGGGCAAUCACGAGGCAUCGGCCCAUCUAUGGGAACUCUACUACGGCGGCUGGGUAACGCCCAACAUCUACUACAUGGGCGCCGCCAACGUCCUCCGUCUUGGGGGACUGCGCAUCGCAGGCAUGAGCGGCAUCUUCAAGGGCUUCGACUACAAGAAGCAGCACCACGAACGGCUGCCCUUUAACGCCGACGACAUCAAGAGCUUCUACCACACGCGGGAGAUCGAUGUCCGCAAGCUGCUGCAGCUGCGCACUCAGGUGGAUAUCGGCAUCAGCCAUGACUGGCCGCGGCGGAUCGAGAAGCACGGCGACCAAGAGCAGCUGUUCAGGAUGAAACCUGCUUUCAGGUCCGAGUCGCGGGACGGCACCCUGGGCAACCCGGCCGCCGAGUACGUCUUGAACAGGCUACGGCCUCCAUAUUGGUUCUCGGCACACAUGCACUGCAAGUUUGCCGCUAUCAAGACGUUUGAUCCCCCGACCGAGGGAAAAGAGAGGGCCGCUCAACCCACCCCUCAAGCGACGGGUGAGGCUGAGGCUGAGGCUGGCGCUGACAUCGCCGCAAACCCGGAAGAGAUCGACCUUGACAUAGAGGAAGACAUAUACGACGAAGGAGAGCGGGGAGCGGAAGGGGGACAGGAACAGGAGGCUCCAAAAGAAGCCAGCACGGAGGAGCUCCGCGCCCAGCUCCCGGCCGCUUUCGCCAAACCCGUUCGAGUAACCAGCACCACCACCACCACAACCCCCGGCCAACCGGUGCCGGCAGGGAUCACCAAUCUGACAACACGCUUUCUAGCCCUAGACAAGUGCCUCCCGGGCCGCGAUUUCCUGCAACUAAUGGAAAUUCCCGCCACCUCCACCUCCACCUCCACCGUCUCCUCUUCCUCUUCCCACACCCGCCCCUUCCGCCUGCAGUACGACCCUGAAUGGCUCGCCAUCACACGGGUGUUCCACCCGCUCCUCACCAUCGGCGACCGCGACGCCACAACCCCCCCCGACCUUGGCGAGGCGCACUACCUGCCGCUGAUCGAGGCCGAGGAGAAGUGGGUUGAGGAGCACAUAGUCUCUCGCGGACGGCUGGACGUGCCGACCGAAUUUGUGAUGACGGCCCCGCCCCAUCAACCAGGCAUCGACCCGGAGAGGCUCGAGGACGGCCGGGUGCAGCCCGAGGAGUACACGAACCCGCAGACGGCGGCGUUUUGCGAGCUGAUUGGUGUGCCAAACCUGUGGGAUGCCACUGAGGAGGAGAGGGCGGAGAGGAAGGCCGUCGGACCCGCGCCGGGCGGAUACAGACCCCCUAGAGGAGGGAGGGGGUUACGGACUGUAUGGAUUGGUAUUUGA
This is a messenger RNA of Canariomyces notabilis, 1599 nucleotides long. RefSeq names its product DBR1-domain-containing protein. The transcript is spliced from 3 exons. Lineage: Eukaryota; Fungi; Ascomycota; Sordariomycetes; Sordariales; Chaetomiaceae. The coding region runs from base 1 to 1599 and encodes 532 amino acids. Gene Ontology annotation, biological process: mRNA splicing, via spliceosome. Gene Ontology annotation, molecular function: RNA lariat debranching enzyme activity. Gene Ontology annotation, cellular component: nucleus. The record is from RefSeq and is a predicted model, not a curated record.